GUGAAAAAGUGGUGCAUCAAACCCGUCGGUUCCUUCAAACCCUAUCGUCUGAGUCAGAGAAAGAGGGGCGGAGGGUAUCUCGAUCCUUAGGUCGGCCGGCUGAUCGAUCGAUUGAUCGGAUCCUCAAUACAAAGAAGAAGAUGGUGUGUAUACGGCAGGCGACGGUGGAGGAUCUGCUAGCGAUGCAGGCUUGCAACCUGCUGUGCCUGCCGGAGAACUACCAGAUGAAGUACUACCUGUACCACAUCCUUUCCUGGCCGCAGCUGCUCUUUGUGGCGGAGGACUACGGCGGCCAGAUCGUCGGAUACGUUCUCGCCAAAAUGGAGGAGGACACCUCCGAGCCCUGCCAUGGCCACAUCACCUCCCUUGCUGUUCUCCGCACCCACCGCAAGCUCGGCCUCGCCACCAAGCUCAUGACCGCCGCCCAGAACGCUAUGGAGUCCGUCUUCGGCGCCGAGUACGUCUCCCUCCACGUCCGACGUAGCAACCGCGCCGCGUUUACCCUCUACACCUCCACUCUAGGCUACCGCAUCCACGACGUCGAGGCCAAGUACUACGCCGACGGAGAGGACGCCUAUGACAUGCGCAAGCAGCUCAAGGGCCGUCCCCAUGGCCACAGCCACGGCCACAGCCACGGCCACGGGCAAGCUCAUCACCACCACCACCAUCAUCAUCAUGGAGGCGGCUGUUGCUCUGGGGAGGUGAAGCCCCCAGCCGCUGCGGGUGCAUAUGCUUCCGCAUCUUCUGCUUCUGCUUCAGCAUCGGCUUCCGCUUCUGGAGAGUGAAAAGCUUGUGGCCGAGGUAAUCUUGGAAGUUUCCUUCAUGCUAAAGGAAAUAAUUAUGCUUGUUUUUUUACUUGAAUUAUAAUUUUCGGAUGAUGUUAGUGUUUGAACUCUAUUAUGUGUCAGAGUCUUCAGAUGAUUAUGUUUGUGUGGAGUACUUCAACUUAUCUUUGGUUGUUGGAUA
Molecule: messenger RNA, 966 nt
Organism: Musa acuminata AAA Group (dessert banana)
Lineage: Eukaryota; Viridiplantae; Streptophyta; Magnoliopsida; Zingiberales; Musaceae
Product: N-terminal acetyltransferase A complex catalytic subunit NAA10-like
Exons: 1
Coding region: 141-785 (214 amino acids)
Biological process (GO): N-terminal protein amino acid acetylation
Cellular component (GO): NatA complex
Molecular function (GO): protein-N-terminal-glutamate acetyltransferase activity; protein N-terminal-serine acetyltransferase activity
Source: RefSeq, a predicted model, not a curated record